Cavenderia fasciculata is the source of this 543-nucleotide messenger RNA. It is a transcript of the gene imp3, whose product is annotated as U3 small nucleolar ribonucleoprotein. Gene Ontology annotation, molecular function: structural constituent of ribosome; snoRNA binding; rRNA binding. The transcript has 3 exons. Gene Ontology annotation, cellular component: Mpp10 complex; small-subunit processome; small ribosomal subunit. Lineage: Eukaryota; Evosea; Eumycetozoa; Acytosteliales; Cavenderiaceae. Bases 1 to 543 code for a protein of 180 amino acids. The record is from RefSeq and is a predicted model, not a curated record. Gene Ontology annotation, biological process: rRNA processing.
AUGAGACAAUUAAAACAUACAGAGCAAAAGUUAUUAAAAAAGGUGAACCUUGUUCACUAUAAAAAGGAGAGUCCAAGAGAUUUGCUUAAUAUGCAAACUUUUGGUAUCGCCUCUAGAGAAGAAUAUCAACAUUAUGUAAAACUUGUAAAUAGUAUUCAAAAAUUAGUAAAUUUAGUAGGUAAACUACCAGAAGGAGAUCCAGUAAAGAAACAAGUUACAGAUCAAUUGGUAGAGAAAUUAUAUGAUAUGGGUGUUGUCGAUGAAAAGGUAACUGCUUCAUUGGCCAAAGUUGGUGUAUCUCAUUUUUGUAGAAGAAGAAUCCUUUCAAUGUUGGUUCAACAUAAAUUUGCUCAAAAUCUUACUCAUUCAAUGACUCUUAUUAAACAUUGUCAUGUAAGAAUUGGACCAGAAGUUGUAACAGAUCCAGCCUUUUUAGUAACUAGAAAAUUCCAAGAUUUAAUGACAUGGACAGAUCAAUCAUCGAUGAAAAAGAAGGUUAUGGAAUACAACAACAAUUUGGACGAUUACGAUUAUCACAAUUAA